Durusdinium trenchii is the source of this 2292-nucleotide messenger RNA. NCBI's taxonomy places the organism in Eukaryota, Dinophyceae, Suessiales, Symbiodiniaceae. The record is from the annotation of a GenBank genome assembly.
AUGGAUGUGACUGUGGCUGGGGCAGAGGGGCUUCCUGAAAAAGCUUACCUGAGCGUACGUGCGGGAGAUGUGCGAAAGCAGAUUCAAUACCGACCAGGUGAAUGCUUCUCCUUCGAUGGAAAGCAGGCACCACGGCAGUUGGUCGUUGAUGUCUUCGAAAAGGUGGGCUCAGCACAAGUGAGCGUCUCCGACCUGGCCAGCUGUAGCAAUGGCAGCCUGGUGCAGCUGCAGGGGAGGGAUGGCAACAUCGUCCUGGACAUGCAGGCGAAGGUGCAUUCUCACGAAAUCACCAAGCCGCGGCUUUCCCGACAUCAGGCUGCCUUAGAUGCCCAAGCCUACCUAGAGGCGCACUCCGUGCCGCAUGUCCUGCAAGGGAUGGUGCAUGAGCUCCUGUCGUCUCGACCAGCAGAUCCCUACUCCUUCAUGAUGGGCUACAUCAAGGCCCAAGAGGUGCCGAAGGCACCGUCACUGCACCAGGAGGAGCCCCAGGAGGAGGAUGACUUCGAUGUUUUGCCAGACUGGUCGGCCAUGCCGGGCAGAGGAGAAGAGGAGUACCCGGGCUUUCCCUCGGAUGGCUCGCAGCCUCUCCCUGACCUGUCGCAACACCACAACGUCUUAGCUUCCGUGCUGCUUGCCCGGCCCGAGCUCUAUGAAGACUUAAAGGAUGUGCGCACUGCCAGUGGGAGCUCACUGGCUCAGUGUAUCAAGCCGGGAAUUGACAACCGAGGAUGCAAUGCCGUUCGCACUUUAGGCCUGAUGACAGCGGAUGAGUCCUGCUACGAAACCUUUGCCCCGCUGUUCCGCGCGGUGAUGAGCCGAUGGCAGGAGAUCGUUUCGGAGGAUGUGGAGCUCUCCAGACCAGCGGAGGAGGAGGCGAAGAUGCACCCUGAUCCACAAGGACAGGUGAUCCUCUCCGUACAGGUCCUUUGCAGCCGAAACCUCCGCGGCGUGCGCAUGGUGCCUUCUGCGGGGCGCGAGGACCGACGUGAGGCAGAGCGCUUACUGGUGGAAGCGCUGAUGAGCUCUGAGGAUGAAUUGCUACGUGGUGGAGACUACUAUCCACUGCGGGGCUCCAACAGCUAUGCACCAAAGCCCAAAGGGAUGUCCAUGGAGAUGGAGCAGCAGCUGCGGGCAGCCGGACAGCUCUUGGAGGAGCCUCAAAAUGGGCUCCAUCUCUCAGCUGGCUUAGGGAGACACUGGCCCCAGGCUCGUGGUGUUUACACCAAUGGCAGUGGCAUGGUAGUGUGGAUCAAUCAGGCCCUGGGCCCCAGUCAAGAAGGCCGACCACCUUCGCCUCGCCUACCAGCACGAGAAUGCGGAGGUCUUCAAGGCACUGGAGGCCACUCUCCGCGUGGAGCAAGCGUUAAGCAGAGCUUUAGAGGCGAAAGGCUUCUCCUUCAGUUCCUCAGAUGGCGUUGGCUCCAUCACCUUGUGCCCUUCGAAUUCGGGCUCGGGAGUGCAGGCCUCUGCGCGGCUCUUAUUGCCGCGGCUGGCGAAGAACGAGGUCUUUACCCCGCGCGCCGCCGGGAGUUGAGCGAGAGCGGCGAGCGGAAGCCCGUGUGGGAGGUGGCUGUGGCGCGAGACAUGCAGAUGUCCGCGCAGGACUUGGCGAGUGUCUUGGCCUAUGGCUGCCGAAGGCUAGUGGAUGAAGAGCUCAGACCUGGCACUGCCACAGCGGCGCAGGCUGCCAAAUCCAUUCCUCCGCUGCCACAAGGGCCACCUCCGCCACCUCCAUUCCCCCGUGACUGGUGCCCGAACCAAAUGCCAGACGUGACCGACAGGCACAGCUUGGCAGCAGAAGUCUUCAGACAAAAUCCAUCCAUCUACUACCGGCUGAAGGAUCAAAGCACACCACUCGGUGUGCCCUUUGCCACUUGCGUGAAGACCUGUUUUGACAAUGUGGGACAUCGGAUGAUCAAGACGGUCGGUGCCGUGGCUGGGGACGAGGCCUCAUAUGAGACCUUCCGGGAGUUCUUCGAUGGGAUCGUGCGGUUGAGGCAUCCCCGGAGCGACGCUGGACACAGGAGAGACGUCGACCCCUCCCAGAUGCGAGAGAUACCUGCAGACAUGGCAGGAGGGCGGCUGGCCUUCGCCCGACUCCGCGUGAGCCGAAACCUCCGGGAGCAGCGGAUGCCGCCCGCAGCGCAGUGGGAGCAGCGGCGACACGUGGAACAGACGCUGGUCGGGGGGCCUAAGAGGAAGGCCUCCAACCCUAAAGAGGCAUGGCCUCUAAACCUAAGAGGAAGCCACGAGCUUGAGAAGGUGGCUGUAUGUAGCUAUAUGAAGUCAUGA